AUGGUCAACCUCUUUCCGCUCCUGCGCCAGCUGCGGCGCGACCUCCACGCCCACCCAGAGCUCGCGUUCCAGGAGGUCCGGACCCAGCGCACGCUCCGCUCGAUGCUCGUCAACGAGGCCAAGAUCCCCGAGGCGAGCAUCCGCGCAUGCGCGAUGACCGGCCUCGUCGUCGACAUUGACGCGCUGCCGAGCGCGGCCGCGUCGGUGACGCCCGUGCGCUGCGUUGCGUUCCGAUCGGAUAUGGACGCGCUGCCGAUGACCGAGUGCAAUGCGCACCUGUCGUAUGCGUCGACAUCGCCCGCGAUCGCGCACAUGUGCGGCCACGACGGGCACAUGGCGACGCUCGUCGGGUUUGCCAUCUUGCUCCAGCGCAAGCGCCAUUUGCUGCCCGCGCAAACGCGCGUCCGGCUUCUCUUCCAGCCGUCCGAGGAAGAGAAUCCCGGCGGCGCGCUCUCGAUGAUCGCCGACGGCUGCCUCGACGGCGUUGACGAGGUGUACGGGUACCACAACUACGGCUUCCCCUUGGGCCAGGUCCAUGUCCGGUCCGGGCCCGUCAUGGCCCACGAGCAAGAGUUUACCGUGCGCAUCACGGGCGCCGGUGGGCACGGCAGCGCGCCGCAGCUGUGCCGCGACCCCGUCAUCAUCGCCGCGCAGAUCAUCAACGCCGCGCAGACCAUCGUGAGCCGAAGCCUCUCGCCGUACGACACGGCGGUGCUCUCGAUCACGCAGGUGCACGCGGGCGAAGCCAACAACGUGAUCCCGUCGACUGCGACGCUCGGUGGCACGAUGCGCGACUACGCACCGGCAGCCGCAACGCUCCUGCGGACGCGCUUUGAGACGCUCGUCCAUGGCAUCUGCGCCAUGCACGGUGCGACGGCCGAGAUCACCAUGCAGGAAGGGUACCCGGCCGUCAUCAACGCGCCGGCGCAAGCAGCGAUCGUGGCCGAGGUCGCGGGAAGCAUUGCCAUCGCAACGGAGGCGGGGCUGCCCAUGAUGGCGUCCGAAGACAUGUCGUAUUACCUUCAGGAACGCCCCGGCUGCUUCUUCUUCCUCGGCACCAAGGGCGUCGACGAUGCGCAGAUCCGCGACGUGCACUCGGAUGCGUUCGACUUUAACGACGACGCGCUCCCACUCGGCGUGCGCAUGUUCCUCUCGGUGCUCGAGCACCGGCUCGGCACACAGCUCUACUCGGCCGACGAGUUUACGGCGGCGUUGCACGUCGAACCCUAA
Saprolegnia diclina VS20 is the source of this 1230-nucleotide messenger RNA. RefSeq lists its product as hypothetical. The record is from RefSeq and is a predicted model, not a curated record. The transcript has a single exon. Bases 1 to 1230 code for a protein of 409 amino acids. Gene Ontology annotation, molecular function: hydrolase activity. Lineage: Eukaryota; Oomycota; Saprolegniomycetes; Saprolegniales; Saprolegniaceae.